Molecule: messenger RNA, 3892 nt
Organism: Ceratotherium simum simum (southern white rhinoceros)
Lineage: Eukaryota; Metazoa; Chordata; Mammalia; Perissodactyla; Rhinocerotidae
Gene: ZBTB32
Product: zinc finger and BTB domain containing 32
Biological process (GO): regulation of transcription by RNA polymerase II
Cellular component (GO): nucleus
Molecular function (GO): protein binding; DNA-binding transcription factor activity, RNA polymerase II-specific
Source: RefSeq, a predicted model, not a curated record
CAGUCUCUAAAGGGAUAUCCUUAGACGGGGUAAACACCAAGUGGGAGGCAAGAUGGGGUUUCCCAUUCUUGGGGGCUUUUGUUCACUGAAUGGGGAGUCCCCUUGCCCCUUCUCCUCCCUUUUAGGUUUCCUGAAAGCCCACUGACACUCUCUGUCAACUACAUUUGGUUUACAGAGGAUGCUGCCCUUUGAGCAGUCUCCAGUUCUCUUGAUCAAUGAGCAAACCACACCAGUGGGGGAGCUGAGUCACAGGCACAUGAUAUAGGGCUGGGAGGUGAGGGGGACUACACUCCACUGGGUGAUGAUGUAAUCUUCCAGACCCCUGUACCUUUCCUUCUACACUUGGGGUAUCUCCCUCUUGGCUUUUCCCCACUUCUUCCAUAUCUUCAGGGAUUGUGUAUUUCUGUGUUGGAGGAAGGAUGUUUCCCUCUGUAUACAUACAUAUCAGGGAUUGGUGCUUUUAUGUGUCCAGGCCAAGUAUCUUUUAUAUGGGUGUCUAAUGAGUCCCUGGGUGUGGUGGUGUGAGGAAUUAGAAAGCUCAGAAAUGGAAAAUAUUUAACGUUCAGAGAAGCAAAUGAUUAAAGCUUGCCCAUUUGCAUUUUCCCUUUCACUCUGACUCAUCUUCCCCUCUCCCCACCCUAUUAUUGCCCCUCCACCAGCCCCACCCAUUGGCACACCCUGUCUGAUCUAGGAAGGGUUAACUUCUGCCUGCACCCAAGCUAGAAUGAGAGGUAGAGGGAAGGCAUGUUAGGUCUGGAGGGAGAGAGUAGAAGGCUGGUCUGAACAUUUUGGGGUCCUGGAGCCAAAGGGAGAAGCAGGAGUUUAGAGACAUAAUAUUUGAGUCUAGGAGGGGACCAGAAUCUAAGGGAGAAGCCUAGGGGGAACCAGACCAUGUCUUGUCAUCAGAGCAGCCUACCCGUGCCUGACUUGUAUAUCUUACAGUUAUUUAUUUGGCAUAUAUGACAUGCCAGGCACUUAUCAUGAGUGAUUUAUCAACACUUGUUGAAUGAAUGAAAAAUUUGCCACAGGAUGAGGGAUAAUGGAAUAACAAGAAACAGAAAAAGAAAUUUGAGUCUCUCAGACCUCAUCCUUUCCCCAGGUUAAAGAGUGGUAAAGUGUGAAAAGAGGGGAAAUCUCCAAGGACCUUGACCCCUUGGGCAGGAAGUGAAAGAAACCCUGGAGUCCUGAUUUCAGAGAAAUGUCAUUUGUCAUCAACUCAAGAAAAGGAGUUUUUCUCUUCGAAGACCACCGCAAGCCCUUCCUGGGGUUGCCCCCUUCAGCGCUUGAUGGGAGGAUCUGAGUCACUCACACAUGCAGUCCCCAAUGGUGGCCCAGAUGACAGGGGUCAUUCCCACAUAGCUGUCAAGGCUUCGUAGUACUAAGUCAGGCAUGCUUUCGGCCCUCCUUCACUCUCUUCUUGGAAUCUAGAUGCUUCAGUCCUUUUUACUUCUCAGGUAGUAGAAACAGCUUCCAGCUGCUAGAGCUCUAAUGACAGCUCUAAGAAACAGAACUAAUACUAUUUGAAUGACGCUGUGUACUGAUAAACCACUUUCACAUUCAUCAUGUCAUUUCAUCCUCACUUCCACCUCCAAGUGAGGUAAGCAGAGGUUAUCCCUAUUUCAUGGACGAGGUAACAGAGGCUCAGAGAGGUGACUUGCCCAAGGUGAUUCAGCUAGAAAAUGGUCGAGAUGAAACUCAAAUGAGGUCUGAUUAGUCCAAAGUUCUUGUUGCCUCAGUUACACUUCUUUGACUCGAGAAGUUCACAAAUGAAAUAAAGACAGGUCAGGAGGCAAUGCCUGGAUUCUGGAAGUAGAGGGGGUGGUCUCUCCUGGAGGGGUGAAGCAGAGCCAGGAGUAUAAAACCACACCCCCUUGGGGGACUGUGGCAGACUGAUACUUGGGACACCCAAUGGAAGACUGUGAGGUCAGAGGCGGGGCUAGCUCCAGGGGGGGGCCCCAGGAGCCCCAACAGCAGUUCAGAGCAUGCGGUGUCCAGGAGGAAGCUACAACCGGCUUGAGAAUAUGCUGUUCCUCCCUCUCCUUUCUGCCACAGACCCCACACUGUGGCCUUUCUCUCAGAACCUCUGAGAUUGGUACCCAGGCAAGGCACAAUGCCCCUGUCCCCAACAAGACUUCCUAGCCCCUAUGGCUCUGAUCGCCUGGUACGGCUAGCAGCCAGGCUCCGGCCAGCACUAUGUGAUACCCUGAUCACCGUGGGGAGCCAGGAGUUCCCUGCCCACAGCCUGGUGCUGGCAGGUGCAAGCCAGCAGCUGGGCCGCAGGGGCCGCUGGGCUCUGGUGAAAGGCAUCAGCCCUUCCACCUUUGCCCAGCUUCUGUACUUUGUUUAUGGAGAGAGCGUAGAGCUUCAGCCUGGGGAACUGGAACCCCUUGAGGAGGCGGCCAGGGCCUUGGGGGUACAGUCCCUGGAAGAGGCGUGCAGAAGGGUUCGAAGGGACAGGGCUAGAGAAGAGCUGGGUCCGGGACUGAAGGAACAUCAGGAGGAGCCAGAGAAACCCACAAAGGGUUCUGAGAGAGGAGUAGGGGCCCUUGGAGAGAAGCAGAGACCAGAGAAAUUUGUUAGAGCUGGUGGGCGAGAACAGGAAACACUGCAGAAGCACAGGCCACCAAGAGAGAGCCCUGAGAUGGCAGAGGCAACGAGGGAGGGCCAGGGAGUGCAGAUGAGAUUCAAGGAGAAACUCAACCAAUUCCCUGUUGGCCAUGGGGGAGUAGAUGGGAAGCAAGAAGUGAUCAUGUGGGUGAGGGAGACUCCAGGGGGCUCUGAGGAAACUCUGCGGGAGUUCCCUGGCCCCCUUCCCCCACCUGGUUCCCUCCAAACCAGCGUCACCCCUAGGCCCUGGUGGGCUGAGGCCCCUUGGUUAGGGGAGGGGCAGCCUGCCCUAUGGAGCAUCCUGCUGUUGCCGCCCAGAUAUGGCACCCCCUUCCCCCAUAGCACCCCCAUCACUGGAACCUGGCAGGAGGUCUGGCCUCAGGACAAGAGGAUGCCACUGUCCCUAAACCUCCACAAAGGGCUCUGGAGCCAGAACCAAGUGGCCUCCUCCAGCCCAACCCCAGGUUCCCUCCACCAGGGCCCCGCACAGCUUAGCCCUGUGGAGAUGGAAGAGUCUGAUCAGAGGCACACAGGUGCACUUGCAACUUGUGUGGGUCAUAUGGGCACUGCAGGCCGCCCAUCUUGCCAGCACCCCCCCCUGCCCCCUCCUGCUCGGUCCAGGCCCUAUUCUUGUUCUGUCUGUGGAAAGAGGUUUUCACUCAAGCAUCAGAUGGAGACGCACUACCGAGUCCACACAGGAGAGAAGCCCUUCUCCUGUAGCCUCUGUCCCCAGCGCUCCCGGGACUUCUCGGCCAUGACCAAGCACCUGCGGACGCACGGGGCCGCACCCUACCGCUGCCCUCUGUGCCAGGCCGGCUGCCCCAGCCUGGCUUCCAUGCAGGCGCACAUGCGCGGCCACUCGCCCAGUCAGCUCCCGCCCGGAUGGACCAUUCGCUCCACCUUCCUCUACUCCUCCUCCUCCUCCUCCUCGAGGCCGUCCCGGGCCUCGACCUCUCCCUGUAGGCCUCCUUCCUCCACCACCUGACGGGGUGUCGGUAGCUUCUUUGGCUUCAGCCAAGAGUACAAUUAAAGAACGAAAGACGGGCGGCGGGCUGCCUAGGCUUCUGACCCGGCUACGGCGGCAUGUCCAAUUCGGCUCCAAGAAGCGUGGCAGGAAGGGCGCUGAGAGCCCUCUCUCAGAUGAUAGCAGGCCACAGAAACCUGGGCCAGCGAGCCCUUGUAGGGUGAGGGCAGUGAGCUUUGCACGAGUGAAGGUUAACUGUGCGGAGACUGGCGAUUUCAUCACCAAAAUAAAGAGUUUCCUGUGCCUUCCUCUCAGGACAAG